UAAUAUUAAACGUAACGUAUAAUUUGCAUGAAGAAUUCAAAAUGUUUCUUACGACAUUAAUUAUAACCACUUUAUUAACUUCGUAUGUAGUUAGUGACACCUGUGUGACGUACAAUUUUGAAGAAAACUUCGAUGAUAUAGUAGGUAGCUACGGCAUUUGUAGCGGCAUCCCUGCAUGGGUUCUUGACGAGUACAGCAGAGUGAGUUUAAACAGUCCAGAUGAGCGUAGCACCAAGUUUAUUACACCCACACGUGCUAGUACUGCAAGUUGUUGGUCAUCGUUCGUAUUUACUGUUGACCCGGGUAGUAAACUUCAACUUAAAACGUAUAUGGAUUUAGAAGACAGAGAUGGUGGUAACAUAAAUGUUUUCGUCGUCGUAGAUGGUACUGGUAUAAUGGUAGGAAUGGAUGCCGUAAACUCUGCUAAUAUAAAAGGGUGGUACACGUGGGACGUACCAUUGUUUCCUUCAGUUUCAACUCAAGUAUAUAUAUCCAUUAUGGGCAUGACAUCAGCUAGUUCUACAGUUUUAGUUGAUUCAUUCCGCUACAUACCACCUGGUACGAGUGAAAGUUCUUGCCAAAUUUACUAGGUAAUAUCUACCGACAAACAUCAACUAGUGACUACAGCUGAACCAAUAACUACUCCAGAACCAGCAACUACUCUUUAACCAACUGCUCCAGAACCAACGACAACUCUGUGGCCAACACCUCUAACGUUUCUACAGUAACUAGCCCGGAGUCAAUGACCGCAUAUCCUCGUGUUAGACCACCUACUGAUGCGAAAGCUACCAGACGGUUUUGGACCAAAAUAAUAAUUGCGUUAAUAAUUCUUUUAAAUCUGAUUGUGUUAGUUUUAACAUGUAUUAUAUUUUAUGAACUCGAACGAAAACAGGCUGUAGUACCUUCUAAUACGGACUUUGAGAAUACACCACAAUGAUUAAUUCUGUGUAUACGACUAUAAAUCCAAUAGGAGUAAUGAAAAACUUAAUCAUGUUUGCAUGUCAAUAGAAAAUAUGCCUUUUCUAUAUUAUAGAAGUAAAAUGUUUUAUCAAUUGUU
This is a messenger RNA of Spodoptera litura, 1057 nucleotides long. NCBI's taxonomy places the organism in Eukaryota, Metazoa, Arthropoda, Insecta, Lepidoptera, Noctuidae. The record is from RefSeq and is a predicted model, not a curated record.